ACAGUUAGGUAAAAUCCUUGUUUACAUCCUUUAUGUGUUAUGCAAUGAGCAUUGUAACAAUUAUACAUUUGCAUAUUAUGCUUCAUUUAAGUUGAAAAAAAAUGGUGAAAUCAAGAUGCAUGACCGAUUGCCAUACCGCAGACUUGAUCUGUUGAUAUCAAAUACAUCCAGUUAACGGUAGAACUACCAUCGCUAAAAAUCAUCAUUUCUAGAUGUCAGAAGAUUUUAGAAAUUAGUUGUAAAUCAAUUGAUAUGGAUGGGUUGGAGUAUGGGUAAUCAUAAUGUCAAAGGUCACAGUCUUUGGCCAACUCACUGCAUGCCAAAUUUAACAGAGCCCCAUCUGGUGGAAGAUCCAGGAGAGGACAACUCUGUCCAAUCUUCUGUUGCCCUGCAACUGGACAAUUUAAUUAUAAAUAAUGACCAUGAAGAGUUAGAGAAGUUUAUCAGAGGUACAAAAGUGGAUGUGAAUGUAGAAUUGAAUGAGAAAAAAGAAACAGCACUGACUCUCGCUGUCAAACUCAGUCACAAAGAAUGUGUCAAAGUGAUAGUCUAUUGUGAGUCAUGUUUGAAGAACUGCCUCAACAUUAACAAUUGUUCAGCAUUUGAUAUGGCACUCAUCACUGCUUUUGACAAUCGUUUGGAACCAAGGCAUUCAAUUUGUUGGGAAAUUAUCAAGCUGCUGAUGAAAGCGAAUGCGGAACCGAUGUGUAAAGAUGCGAUGAUGUACAUAGUGCGUACAGCAUUCAAGUACCAAGAUGAUCAGUUUCUGCAUAAGCUGAUUGCAGUGGCUCUGGAGUGUUCCAAUUCUGUUAUGUUUCACGAACUUCUUCUUCAGAAAUUACACCGCCACCAACCAAUCUAUGUGGACUCGAUUGACCCCAUUCUUAUGGACAUGUCUGAUUUCAGCAUUAAACUAUUAAAGAUUGCUCCUCCUUCAGAGCUAGAAUUCAUCAUCAACUCCAUGUUUUACUACAUGGAAUCCUACUGGCAGUCUCGCAGGAAUAAAUUCAAUACGUUUUACAAACUGAUUGUGUACACGAUAGCUGCAGGCUGGGUGUGGCGGAAGUCCAAUGUAUACCACAUCUCGAGGUCCUGCCCACACCUUGCCAAGUGGUUGAUCCAACAGAUGAAGACCCCGCCCUCUCUGGCACACCUCUCUCGUGCUUCGUUCCGACGUCAUGUUGCCACUCCAGUUCCUGUAGCCAUUGACGGAUUUCCCUAUGCCAUUCCUGAAUCUCUGAAGCAUUAUAUCCUGAUCCAAGACAUGGAUGAACUCUGUAACUCAGGAGCCGUAAAUCUGAAUGAGGUCGCCUUUUAAUCUAGUCAUGUACACAAAAUGUUUUAAGCAGUGUCACAAAUUUUAACAGAAGAAUUAACAAAAUUAAAUGAUCAUUACUGAAAUUUACAGAACUUGAAGAUGUAUUUGGUGUCAUAAUUGUAUGGGAAAGGGAAAACAGUAAUCUUGAAUUUGAUGUGGAUCAGUAAUAGCAAUGCCUUCAUUUCAAAGGUGCUAGUUUAAAACUUUUAUAUAUUGUAUCCUUUUCGUUGAAAAUUUUAAUAUUCAAUUGCUUAAAAGUCAAAGCAUGCUCCAGAUAGAGUACAUGUACUAUAUUAUAUUUGUCUUCAAAUUCAGGUGCCACUGAUGAGUCAGAAAUUUGUAAAGAUGGGCUGAGCUUGAUACCCCCCCCCCCCCCCUGGGCUGAGCUUGAUAUUCCCCCUCCCCCCCUGGGCUGAGCUUGAUAUCCCCCCUCCCCUGUUCCUUUUGAAUAAUCAGUGUCCUUUGCUUCACACUGGGCUUUAAUAUGUAUUUUAUUUACCAGACGUAUUCUUUUAUGUACUUGGUUGAACAGUUUGUCUUUCUCAGUGAAACACCUUAUGUUGAUGCUCAUUUGUUUGUAUUCUUAUAAACCAUCUCAGGCAUAUACAGCUGGGAAUGUUUUAAUUAUGUUACUGUUUUGUGUGAUUUUGUUUUCAGUGAAGAAAACCUGACUAACUGAAAUUUACUGUAUAUUAGGUAAUUUUGAUCCACUGGAAAUGUUGGGCGUUUUUUUUGCCAGAUGAGGAAUAUUCGCCAAAAAUGAAUGCGGCAAAAUUUCUAUUGAUAUAAAUAAUACACUUAUUGUAUGAAAUUGUGCACAAAAAAAAAACCAAACAAACAAAAACAACAAAGUGCUAUAAAGAUUUCAAACUGCUUUGUAAAGGAAAAUCUGCUAUAAUACAUGUAUAUUCCCAAUGCCAACAUUACCCGCUAUGUGGUAUAUUGUUUUCAGAGGUCUGGUUGAUGUUUUGAUAAUGACAAAUUUUAUAUGAACAUGGAAUGUGUUUGAAUGUUGCUUAGGUAUGUUAACUAAGGGAAUUGAUAUGUUAUUCAUAUAUAUUUAUAUAUCAAUUAUACCUAUGAAUUUUUUUUGUGUCAGUAUAAAAGUGGUGUAAUAUAUAUGACUUCAUUGUA
Molecule: messenger RNA, 2452 nt
Organism: Ostrea edulis (European flat oyster)
Lineage: Eukaryota; Metazoa; Mollusca; Bivalvia; Ostreida; Ostreidae
Exons: 3
Coding region: 257-1318 (353 amino acids)
Source: RefSeq, a predicted model, not a curated record